GGAACGCUUCUUUCAACAGCAGCAACAGUUCGUCAGACACCUCGGUAGCUUGUAGACAAAAUAGCCGAACCAAUAAAGCUCUUUAGACGCUUUAGUGUAUAUUACUAUACUGUGUUUUAAAUCAACUUCUGUUGUUUAGUUAGUUAUCCCAUUUAAUUUCAUAUUUAUGGUGUUGUUGUUAGUCAGCUAGCGGGCUGGUUAAGUUAGCAUUAGCCUAGCUAGCUAACAUCCCCGACCAUGAGUUCACUAAACUGCUCUCCUCCUGAUAAAGAAGAGGAGGUCUGCUGGACGGAGAAAGAAGAUCUGGGGCUGAACAUUGUCAUCAAAGAGGAGAAGGAAGAGGAGGUUGUUACAAUACCAAAACAAGUAGAGAGUGAGGCUGUUACAGUGAAAGAAGAAGAGAAAGACGUUUCAGUGAAAGAGGAGGAGGAUGUUACAGUAAAAGAAGAGGAGAAAGAGGAGGAUGCCGUUUUUGGAGUGAAAGAGGAGGAGGGGGAGAUGACUGUUACAUCGAAAAAGGAGGAGGAAACUGGAUAUCUGGGCCCGGUUUCCCAAAUGCAUCUUAAGGCGUCCAAUGGUUCAAAUGAUGAAUUUAGCCGUAAGAUGGUUUUGAGAAACCGUUCCCUGAUUAACACUAGAGAGCGUCAUGACGAUCGUGGAUCCUCUGGGGAGCCUCAACAACAUCAUGAAGCUGAAGAGGCAGAGGAGAGUUUUUCCGCAUCAGAACAUCUCAAGAAACAGAAGCGGAAACGCACAGGGAAGAAACCUCACCGCUGCUCUGACUGUGGGAAGAGAUUCACAUCUUCAGCAGACCACAAAAGACAUCAGAGAAUCCAUACAGGAGAGAAACCUUAUAGCUGCACUGACUGUGGGAAGAGAUUUACUGAUCUAAGCAGCCUGAAAAGACACCAGAGAAUUCACACGGGAGAGAAACCUUAUAGCUGCACUGACUGUGGGAAGAGUUUUAAUGUUCCAAGCAGCCUGAAAACACACCAAAGAAUUCACACUGGAGAGAAACCUUAUAGCUGCACUGACUGUGGGAAGAGUUUUAAUGUUCCAAGCAGCCUGAAAACACACCAAAGAAUUCACACGGGAGAGAAACCGUAUAGCUGUGAUCAAUGUGGGAAGAGUUUUGUUUCAUCUAGCCAGCUGACUGUACACCAGAGACCACACACAGGAGAGAAAUGUUAUAGCUGUGAUCAAUGUGGGAAGAGUUUUGUUUCAUCUAGCAAGCUGACUGCACACCAGAAAACACACACAGGAGAGAAAUCGUAUAGCUGUGAUCAAUGUGGGAAGAGAUACUCUGGUAAAAGAUCUCUGAUUAGACAUCAGAAAAUACAUGAAGGAGUUGUUCCAUGAUAUCAAUAAAAUGUCACAAUGUAGAACCCUAAA
Messenger RNA from Oncorhynchus tshawytscha (Chinook salmon), 1392 nucleotides. RefSeq names its product zinc finger protein 239-like. The coding region runs from base 238 to 1359 and encodes 373 amino acids. Gene Ontology annotation, molecular function: DNA-binding transcription factor activity, RNA polymerase II-specific; RNA polymerase II cis-regulatory region sequence-specific DNA binding. The record is from RefSeq and is a predicted model, not a curated record. Gene Ontology annotation, biological process: regulation of transcription by RNA polymerase II. NCBI's taxonomy places the organism in Eukaryota, Metazoa, Chordata, Actinopteri, Salmoniformes, Salmonidae. The transcript is spliced from 2 exons.